Staurois parvus is the source of this 408-nucleotide messenger RNA. The record is from the annotation of a GenBank genome assembly. Lineage: Eukaryota; Metazoa; Chordata; Amphibia; Anura; Ranidae.
GUCAUCAGGUACCGGAUUGCCUGGCUCGACAGCGGGCAUCGGGUCACCAGGUAUGACAGCGGGCACUGGGUCACCAGGCAUCAGGUCAUUUGGCUUGCCAGCGGGCACCUGCUCAACUGGCAUGACAGCGGGCACCGGGUCAUCAGGCCUAAUAGGAUCGUCAGGCUGGAUCAGUUCAUCAUGCUGGGUAGAGGCUUCAGGCUGAGUAGAGGCUUCAGGCUGAGUAGAGGCUUCAGGCUGAGUAGAGGCUUCAGGUUGAGUAGAGGCUUCAGGCUGAACCACGGAAGGCAGGUUCACCGGUUUGGAUACUGGCAGGAUGGUAUUGGUUGGAAAGAAUUUUCGCUUUUUUCUGGUUUUAACUACUGGAGCACUGCAAGUAAACGCAGGUCUGCAAACGAAUGGAGCAGC